Vespa crabro (European hornet) is the source of this 3189-nucleotide messenger RNA. RefSeq lists its product as uncharacterized. The coding region runs from base 1 to 1128 and encodes 375 amino acids. The record is from RefSeq and is a predicted model, not a curated record. The transcript has 3 exons. Lineage: Eukaryota; Metazoa; Arthropoda; Insecta; Hymenoptera; Vespidae.
AUGCGCAGGGUGGGAUGUCGAAAAGGAGCCGCACAAACACGAAGAAAAGGACGCAGGCGCCCAGGACGAGCGGGGCGACGCUCGGCGACGACGCUGCAUUGGCAGUUGCACUCCAGCCACACCCGGUACGAGCCAUGUAGUCGGGCUACCCUCCACCGCGAUACACGGCGGACAAUUGUUGCUUCUGCGCCCACAGGUGGUACAUCUUCGUCUUCGGCCUUCAUUAUACUCCUCGUCGUCGGCCACAUCCCCAUCCUCUCUUCUAUUCCUCUCUUCUAUCUUCUCCUUCAUCCCUCGACAUCAUCAUCCUACUCCUUAACGCUUCUCUCUUGCUCUCUCUCUCUCUUUCUCUCUCUCUCUCUCUCCCUUUCUCUCUCUCUCUCUCUAUCUCUCUCUCUCUCUCUCUUUUAUCUAUCUAUCUAUCUAUCUAUCUCUCUCUCUCAUUCUCCUCGUGGCUCUCUUCGUCCGUUCGGGCUCGUUCGCGAUAUACUACUGGUGUUCGCGCGCACAUCCUCUCUCUCUCUCUCUCUCUCUCUCUCUCUCUCUCUUUUUCUCUCUCUCUCAUAUACGCACACACAAAUACACAUACACACAUACAUAUACACAUUCUCUUUCUUUCUCUCUCUCUUUCUCUCUCUCUCUCUUUCUCUCUCUUUCCCUCUCUCUCUCUCUCUCUCUCUCUCUUUCUCUCUCUCUCUCUUUCUCUCUCUCGAAUGCAUCACUAGUUCGUGCUCGACGAGCGGUCUCGGUGGUGUGGCAGCUCCUGAAACCCGGAAUAUAUCCAUUGAUUUUCUUACCGAGGACCGAAGGCAGUGUCAGCCAGUGCUGGAAAGAACGACGGAGAGCCUCCCUUCUGUGUUACCGACUCUAUCUAUCUAUCUAUCUAUCUAUCUAUCUAUAUAUAUAUAUAUAUAUAUAUAUAUAUAUAUAUAUAUAUAUACAUACAUAUAUAGACAUAGAUAUAUAUCUAUAUAUAUAUCUUCCUCUUUCUCCCUAUCCAUCCACCUAUCUACCUGUCUGUCUAUCCGUUUAUCUUUAUCUCUCUUUCUCCAUCUCCCUCUCCCUCCCUCUCCCUCUUUCUCUUGCUUACGCCAAAAAGUGAUAAAUAUUGUUCGUCGUUCGCUGUAGUUAACGAAACGCGAAGAAGAAAAACCAGCAGCCGGUGAAGAAGGACGAGGAGAGAGACUCUUGCUAGAGGGAACUAUCGACCAUACACGUAAGGCGGUACCGUACACACACCGAUAGACAAACACGGCGGACCUGUUGUCCAACUUGUUGCUCGUCCCUGCAAAAGGCACACCCACCCUCUUCGACGCUUGGCGACGUUUUUCGAAAAGAAAAAGGAAGAAAAAAUAAACGAAAGAAAGAAGGAAGGAAGGAAGGAAGGAAGGUAGGAAGGAAGGAAGGAAGGAAGGAAGGAAGGAAGGAAAGAAGGAAGGAAGGAAGGAAAGAAGGAAGGAAAGAAAGAAGAAACGCCAAAGACCGGGAGAGAACUCCUGCUAAAUCAUUAGACUUCAAUCCGUUCUCUAUUACUAAUACUACGACUAUUAUUAAUCUCUCACACUCCUGUUCCCCCCUCUCUUUCUCUCUCUCACUCUCACUCUUUUUGCCAACUUUUGAAAAAAAACGUGCAUGACGCUACAAUAACAAAAGCGUUGUUACUAUUACUAUUACUAUUAUUACUAUUACUACUACGAUUACUAUUACUACUAUUACUACUAUUAUUACUAUUACUACUACUACUACUACUAGUGCUGCUGCUACUACUACUACUACUACUACUUUGGAAUAUAUAUACCAUCCCCUCUUCUUCUCGAUUUAUUUAUUAUACCAGUGAUAUUUGGUGAUACGCUCGCGUGAGACACAAACGAAACAGAAAGCAACGGGGCUCACCUUUUUUUGUUUCGAUGAGAUUUAUACUUUUGACAACUGCUUUUACUGCUGCUGCUGCUGCUGCUGCUACUACUACUACUACUACUACUACUACUACUACUACUACUAUUAUUACUACUAUUGCUACUACUGCUACUGGUGCUUCUAUUGGUGGUGGUACUGUUGGUGCUGCUGGUGCCGUUAUACCUUUACUACUCCAAAUUUUUGAGAGAUAAAAUAAUAAUAUAUUAUGGCACGUUGCACAAUUCUACAAACUAUGAGAUCGGGAUAUUCUUUAAUCGUUCUAACGAAAGGAUAAAUGAUCGAUAAAGAUUCUUGUACAAUCGAGAUAUGCUCCUGACUAAGAAAUUAUUAAGAAGAAAACAAUUACGAUGAGCUAGAGUAAUGUAAGAAAAAAAAAAUAUAUAUAUAUAAAGAGAGAGAGAGAGAGAGAGAGAGAGAGAGAGAGAGAGAGUGAGAGUGAGAGAGAGAGAGAGAGAAAGAAAGAGAGAGAGAGAGAAAUAGUGAUAAAGUGCGGAAAGAGAAGAAGAAAGGAAGGAAUAAAAAUACAUGUGUAAGAGUAGAUAUAAAUAUUUAUCCAAUUUACAUGUCGACAACGCUCCUAUCGUACGUUUGUUAAGUGUAUCGAUGAGCUCUCGCAAUGAGAUAUAAUCUUCCACCCAGUGAAUAUACAACGAAAGCAAUAUUACAGAUAAGGUAACCAAAGAGACACGCGAAUGAUGCAAACCGCACGAUCCAUCCGAGAAAAUGUUUAACCUUUUUAUCCACUUAUAAAUAUCAUAGACGAGCGAUCCUCAAAGGGGAAAAAAAAAGAAAAAAAAGAAAAAGGAAGAGGAAGAAAGAGAAAAGAAAAAAAAAGAAAAGAAAAAAAAAGAAAGGAAAAAAUAAAUAUAUGUACUUCAAUUGCACGAACAAACGGGUACGUUUCUAAUCGUUAUACAUACAUACAAUACAUAGAUACAUACAUACAUACAUAUACAUAUAUACAUAAAUACAUGCAUACGUACUUACAUUAAAUGUGUACGUUAUUAAAAAAAAAAAAAAUGUAUGUGUCAGGACGGUUAUCGAAUAACUGAAAUAUUCGUCCAUCUUGAUCAUUAUUCGUCGAGUAUUCUCUUCUUUUAAACAGAAGAUAUAAAUCUCUAUAUACAUACAUAUAUAUAUAUAUAUAUAUAUAUAUAUAUAUAUUUAUAUAUGUGUAUAUAUAUAUAUGUAUAUAUGUAGACAUCUAAUCACCGUGCAACGAUAAUUAGGAUUAAAGUAUAAACACUGACGCCGUGUUGGAGAUUUAGUCAG